AGAACUUUAAAUUGGUGAAUUUAAUCCAUUCCUCAUAUAAUUUUUAGCGUUACUCGUGAGGAUGGUGUUGUCGAGACUUUUUACUUGUGUUGCUAUUCUGCUGAUAAUGAAUAAUCCGAGUGUAAAGUCGUUACUUGUAGAGCAGGCGGUCAUAAAAAAGAACAUCCCGCCAGGCAAUGCUUGCUCUAAGCUUCAAAAUAUGCCCGGGAAUGCCGAAUGCUUCAUACUUUGCUUGACAGAAAUGUCGAACUUGCACGCUUUCAGUCGCCGAGUGGACACCGGAGAAUGCCGAUUUUGUAAGACUCCUGAACAAACCUCAUCUGCUCCCAUAGAUAACUCUACCUGGGAGACCUUUUAUCCAGGUAUGUGUGGAGAUGGUUUUACUUAUACGGUGUACAAGGACGAGCCACUUUGUCUCUCUUAUAUCGUAAGUAAAGUGGAUAAAGUAGAUGCAAAGCAACAUUGUAUGAGCCAUUCCAGUGAUUUAGUAUCCAUUGGGUCCACGGAGAAACAGAAGAUGGUCGUGGGUUUUAUUGGAGGCACAAGUAUUCUAGACAUUUGGUUUGAGGGGAAUACAGCUGCUGGGUUAUUGCCCUUUGUCUGCGAAGCACCUCCAGUGUUCACAACAUGGAGAAAAUAAAAUACGGUGUUCUUGGAUUGUUGUUGAUGCUGCUGAGUUUGAACUCGUCUUGGUGUUCGUAUUCUGUGUUACUUGGAAGAAUGAUUUAUCAAUAUAUGUAUUUAUCAUUGAAUUUUGUAGUAAAAGGUAAAACAAGUAACUGUAGAUGAUAAUGUCAGUCUCUGUUAUAAGUUGUUUUAUCAUUUAGAUGUCACACACACUGCAGAUUGCUGUCAUACAAUAGACUGAAUUUCAACAUCCUUUAAAAGC
Molecule: messenger RNA, 889 nt
Organism: Saccostrea cuccullata (small rock oyster)
Lineage: Eukaryota; Metazoa; Mollusca; Bivalvia; Ostreida; Ostreidae
Exons: 3
Coding region: 62-640 (192 amino acids)
Source: RefSeq, a predicted model, not a curated record